Molecule: messenger RNA, 3879 nt
Organism: Trichoderma citrinoviride
Lineage: Eukaryota; Fungi; Ascomycota; Sordariomycetes; Hypocreales; Hypocreaceae
Exons: 3
Coding region: 1-3879 (1292 amino acids)
Biological process (GO): siRNA processing
Cellular component (GO): nuclear RNA-directed RNA polymerase complex
Molecular function (GO): RNA-directed RNA polymerase activity
Source: RefSeq, a predicted model, not a curated record
AUGUCUCGUGGGCAUGAGCGGUCGAGCCUGGAGCUGGACCGCAUCAUCAGCCGCCUCGACGACAACUUUGCGUUACAGUUGCGCAAACCCGGUUACCGUGACCGGCAGCUCAGCGACGACGAGGCGCGCGAUGAGCAGAGGCGCGUGGACGACAUCCACCACAGGAUACGGCUGUUGCAUUACGGAGGAGACGACCGGCUAGCUGCAUGUCUGGGCCGCUUUGAGCAACAAGGCCGCAUCAUCCUGGCCGAUGCUGCGUCAUGCAGCACCACCCGGCAUCUAUCUGCGGCCAUUCGGGCUCAGCUCCAGGAGCGCCUGCUCCGGAUCCUUUGCGAUGUCGAUGGCGUGGAGUCGAGGCAGUGGAGCAAGAGAGUGUCCCAGGACAUAGCAGAAUACUCGGCAAAGCGCGCUAGGGGCCGAUUAUCCCACAGCUACGAACACCAUGAUGCAGUCGAUGCUCUUCCGGUCCGGUCGAGGGACUCCUUCAGGGCACCCGGUGUACCGAUGACUCCAGAGGGUCGCUCUCUGUAUGCAGGGGACGACCCUCCGCCGCCGCCGGCCCCUCGGGAUCCACGCUACGAUAGGUCGAUUGUCUCAAGUCGAACGUCUUUUCGGUCUGAAGUCUUUUCUCAGAGGCAAACUCAGGAUGAAUCCUUCAUCACCCAGACGACUGUCGACUCCAGCUACCCAGACAAGACCUAUGACUACCCAUUGUCUCAACAAACCACAGUCGAAUCCUUCUCACACUCUUUCAACGUGGGUCAAAGUCGAGACAGUCUUCUCCCAAUCGAACACACUCUCCCUCGGAGACCUAACAAGCCUCAUGAGAAGCGAGAGCAUGAGUCUUCGCGGUCCCAAAGUUUCAUUGACAGCAAUGGCUGUACGCCCGAGACAAUUGAAGAUAGACUUGCUAAUAUCUGGCCGAAAUUGCCGCAUCCUGAAUUAACACAGGCACCAUUAGCUGUUAUAUGGGAGAUAACGCGAGCUGCUCUUCACUGCAAAGUCUCGCUGGAGCAAUUCGACCUCUUGUAUGAGCCGAAUGAUAGCUGGCACGAUCAGAGCCGCCUGAGAGAGACCAUUUCAAGGCAUCCAUUAUUCCGUGGCAAAAGCUUACCACCAGCCAGCGACUCUGUGGCAUGGAAAACAGCACUGGGUGACUUUCAGACCAAGGUCAAGACGGCCACGCUUUCAGCCGAACUAGUCUACAAUCAAGACGGUGGGCCGUUGUACAGUCUUCGCCUGCAGCCCUUGAAGCUUGAGCUGGGCCAUCGGCUGGCCCGCCGGUUUGGUGCUGAUCGCUUUCUGGAGAUUCUUAUUCCAUCGCCAUCGUCAUCAUCAGAUGAGGACCCCAAGGUGCUCAAAGAAGCGAAGAGCCUCGAAAAAAUUGUAGACUGGCUGACAAAGUCACGGCAUUAUUUUCUUGGGCGGUCCUGGAAGCCAUUCUACGUGCGCGGCGUGAAGGGCAAGAAGCUUUCGGGCACAACUCGUAGCACCCCGCAGGACAGGGUCUACCUCUUUGCUUGCGACGGCAACAACUUCCGCAGCCCUUCUGUAGCCGAUAGCAUCCCGCCGUUGGAGGAGGCCUUGGAGACCAAGAGGCGCACCAAGAUGAAGCUUAGCGGCCUGCUGAGAUGGGCUAUUGGCAUCGACAACGAGCGUAAUUCCCAGCAGCCCAUUACCAAGCUCUUCUCUCGUUUAGCAUUAAGCCUUAGCCGAACUUGGCCAACCGUUGAACUUGAAAAAGAGCAGAUUCGGGUCCAGCGCAAAGACCUUGGGCGUGAGAAGGUGAUGAACGACGGAAUUGGCCGCAUAUCACCGAGCCUGGCGAAGAAAGUCGCCGAUGCUCUUGGGCUAUCCGACUGUCCCAGUUGCUUUCAAGGUCGACUCGGGAGCGCAAAGGGCAUGUGGUUGAUUGAUAUGGAAAGUGACGAUGAGCGGGACUGGGUUGAAAUAUACCCGUCGCAGACGAAAUGGGAAUGCGACUUCGACGACCCUCGUCACCGAACACUCGAAAUACGAAAUUGGCCAUCAGAGCUGAGGUCGGCCUCUCUCAACCAGCAAUUCAUACCCGUGCUAGAAGCCAACUCGCCGGAGCCCGACGCAAUGCGUCGCGUGAUGGCUGAGCAUCUAGAGAGAGCCCUGCGCGCCGACCUUGGUGAGCAAGCAGCCGCCAUGGAGGAGCCUAUGAGUCUCCGCCUAUGGAUACACCAAUCUGGGCCCUCAAAGAAUGACCGAAUGCUCGAUGGGUCAGCAGAGUUUCUGGCUGGCCUUCCCAAUAGUAAUGCGGACAAGGUCGCCUUUCUGCUUGAUUCAGGGUUCGACCAGAGGAGGAUGCAAUUCCUCAAGGACAUUGUUUGGGACAUGUGCACGAAGAAGGCUGAUGUUCUCAAAACCAAGAUGAACAUUACCAUACCAUGCUCGGCCUACAUCUACAUGGCUGCAGACUUCACGUCGACUCUCGAAGAAGACGAGGUGCACCUUUCGUUUUCUACAAAGUUCCAAGCUGAAGGAUUCUCCGACACGCUGCUCGAGGGCAUGGAUAUCUUGGUGGCAAGAGCCCCAGCCCAUCUACCCAGCGAUAUCCAGAGGGUGAAAGUGGUGUCACGGCCAGAGCUUCGAAAGCUCAAGGAUGUCAUCAUCUUCUCUACCAAAGGCAGAGUUCCCCUUGCUGAUAAGCUAUCCGGCGGCGACUACGACGGCGACAUAGCGUGGGUGUGCUGGGACCAGAACAUUGUCCAGAAUUUCAGCAACUCUGACGUGCCUGAGCCGUUAGACUUGAUCCAGAGAGGAUAUAUGCGCAAGAUGGGCACACAAUUCAAGAGUAUCCUGGACGAGGUCGAAAGCAACAACUACUACAAGUAUAGGAAUAACAGAUUCGAGCAUCUGGAGGAUGCUUGUGUCGAGUUUAUAUCCAGAGCAUUUUUGUUCAACCUACAGCCUUCGUUUCUUGGUCGGUGUACGAAAUACAAGGAAAAGCUGUGUUACGCACAUAAUUCGGUUAAAGAUAGGGCCGCUAUACAUUUGAGCCAGUUGCUCGGCUACUUGGUUGACCAGAGCAAGCAGGGCAUUGAGUUUACUCAGGACGACUGGCACCGUUUCCUCACGGUGCAUCUUGGAAAGAAGUCGACCUUUUUGAACGACCCUGAAUAUGCAAAAGAAAAGGGCUCGCGACUACCCGACAAGCAAGGGCGACUGCAUAUUCUCGAUUACUUGCGAUUUGACGUUGCCGAAAAGGUCAUCAAGGACGUCUUGACCAGCUUCAGCAACUCCAUAAACGGGAAUGAUGUGAAGGCACAGACUUACGAUUCGGAGCUCACGAAGCUCAACAAUAUCUACGACGAGCAGGCGAACAAUUCUCACGGCUGCAGACAGUUGCUGACAUAUCUUCGGCGCAGUAUCGCUGCGCUCAAGGAUGAAUGGAGUGUGACCAUGCGUGAUGCAAUCGAAAACUCAACGUUUGCGAACAAGGCCGAAGCCAUAUACCAGAAAUGGCUGGAUAUACAGCCGCCGCCUGAGUUGCUUGCGAGCGGCGAGUUCCCAGCUCUGCUUCACGACUCCAACAAGGAUUCGGCGUUGAGCCAUUGGCAGCUCCUGAAGGCUUCCACGACGUUCAAAAGCCAUUACCACAACGGAUACAAGUUUGUCUGGAACAUGGCUGGAAAGCAACUGGCCUACAUCAAGGCGAUGACGCGAAGUGACCCUGGCGAGACCUCAAAGGUGCUUGUGAUUCCAGAGAUGUGGGGUAUUCUGCGGCCGGACAAGAAACUCAUCACGUCGCUGGCGCUGCAGCGUGAGGCUGCACGGGAUUCGGAGAGUGCGCUGGCCUUGGAGGAGGUUUUUGAGUUUGAUGAUAAUGGCACUGUGAUUGACGACGCUUGA